AUGAUUGAAAAAAGAGGUGUUAAGGUUACUCAUGCUCAACUGGCUAGAUAUUUGACCUUUGUAGAGAACUGUGGCCCUUGGUUUCCGAAAGAUGGUAGUCUCAAUAUUAGAAUAUGGAACAAGAUAGGGGAGGAAAUGCAGUUAUACUAUUCUAACCAUGGUCCUGAAAAUGUACCCGUGGAGGCAUUCUCUUUAUGGACAUUGUUAAGAGAUAUGUUAGAUCCUAUGCCUAGCUCACAGGCUUUACACAAAAAAUUAUGGGAGACACAUAACGCUGCCCCUGCUGAAGAGACAUCUCUAUUACAAAAAUCAGCCUCUCAUGUACUGGUAAUAAAUGAAAUGAAAUCAGAAGAUGAGGACAAAGAUAAUAAAACAAUUGAAGGGAGAGACGAUCAAUUGUCCUCCAAAGAUGAGGUAGCUCUUGAGGAGGAGGCUGCUAAAUAUCAUGAACAAGAUUGGGAACUUUUUGCAAAUGCCACAGUCCCUGAAUGUGGCUCUGUGAUUAAUCUACAUAGACAGUUAAAAGUUCCACAGAACAAGGCCUUAAUUUGUAAAAAACCCUUGCCACCUAUUAAGAAUAUUGGCUUUAAGGGAGCAAUACAGGAGGCCUUGCGAGAUGGGGAUUUAACUUUUAAAUGUUUUCCAGUGACUUUUGAUGAUGAAUGGGACGAAUCUCAGUGGGAACCACUCCCUUAUAAGGUCUUUAGGGAACUAAAAAAGGCAGUUUCUGACUAUGGUUCUACAUCUCCUUAUACUAUGCAGUUGGUGGAGGCAAUUGCUAGCCGGUGGAUGACACCUUAUGAUUGGCAUCAAACUGCUAAAUCUUGUCUCCCUGCAGGGGUAUAUUUACUUUGGAAGGCUGAAUAUGAGGAGUUAGCAAAACAACAAAUUGCUAUUAAUAGAAAGUCAGGCCGCCGCUCCAUAACAUUUGAUAUGCUUAUGGGCCUAGAGGAAUGGUCACAAGCCCGUGAUCAACUAAAUUUAUCUAAGGAGGCUCUCAGCCAAAGCUCCAGCCUAGCUGUUAAUGCCUGGAGAUACCUACCUGCUGGAGAAGUAAAAACUAUAGGCUUAAGUAAUAUCAAACAAAGUCCAGAAGAACCUUACCAGGAUUUUUUAGCUAAGAUUAUUGAUGCUGUUGAGAAAACUAUUCCUAAUGAUGAAGCUGCACAAACCAUAAUCAAACAAUUGGCCUUCGAGAAUGCUAACGCAACUUGCCAAACUUUAAUUAGACCCAUUAGGAAAACUGGCACACUUAAUGAUUUUGUAAAAGUUUGUUCUGAAGUUACUCCAUCCUAUCUGCAGGGCAUAGCAAUAGCAGCUGCCCUUCAGGGACAAACAAGUACUCAAUUCCUUGCCAAUAUAAAUAACCCUAAGCUUUCCAAACCUAAUGGACCCAAUAAUAAUAGUACUGCCUGCUUCUCAUGUGGCCAAAUCAGCCACUUCAGUAGACAUUGCCCUCAGAAAUUAGGAGUUCUUCAUGGAAGCACAAGUUCCCCUACCACUAUAGCACCUCCAAAGACUCUAUGUCCUCGCUGUAAUAAGGGUUUUCAUUGGAGCAGGGAAGGCAAAUCUAAAUAUCAUAAGAAUGGGACCUUGCUUCCUCCCAAUGGACCAAGACCAGAGAACAAUACACCCAAUUUACAACUUCCAACUCAAAAUCUUUCAGGAAACUGGGUGUGGGGCCCGACCCAGGCCCCACAAAUAACCGGGAACUCCAACAACCCAUUCAGUACCAGAGAACUGUGUCAGACCUCACAAAAGCUACCCAUGGGAGUGCAGGACUGGACUUGUGCUCCACCUCCUCAACAAUAUUAA
This is a messenger RNA of Leptonychotes weddellii (Weddell seal), 1815 nucleotides long. Lineage: Eukaryota; Metazoa; Chordata; Mammalia; Carnivora; Phocidae. The record is from RefSeq and is a predicted model, not a curated record.